AGCUGUGAUCCAGUGAAGUGAGAGGACACAGACAAGUUAACGGUCCAGUAUGGAGGUGUCAGGAGUCUUCAUCAGCAGAGGAGGCUGACUGUGGCUCUUGGAGAAGAGGAGCUUCAUUCAUCUUUCCAAACAUUAACUCCUCCUCUGAACGAGCUGCCCUCCCUCCUCCUUCUCUUCCUGUUGUCCAGGGAAAUAUGUGUCUCCUCUUCCUGGCCUUUGCCUUCCUCCUUCUUGCCUGUUAUUCCCCGCCGUCCCUUUUUCCGUCCGCCGAGGGCUCGCGGUCGUGUCCACACCACUGCAUUUGUUACGAGCACGCCGACCUGGUGGACUGCCGCAGCCUUGGGUUCGAGCGCGUUCCCAGGGGCCUCCCACACGGCACGUGGCUGCUGGAGCUGGGAGGGAACAAUCUGAGCGAGAUCGGGACCCGAGCCUUCACUGGACUGUGGUCCCUGCGGGUGCUGGUGCUGACCAACAGCCAGAUAGAAGAAAUACAACCACAGGCAUUUUUCUCUUUGUCCUUCCUGGAGAAACUGGAUCUCAGCUGGAACCAGUUAACGUCUCUACCUGUCGACUUUUCAGCCAGUCUGUCUGCGCUCAAAGAGCUGCGACUGGAACACAACAACUUACAGCACAUAUCUGGAUACAGCUUGGAGUAUCUGGACAACAUGGAGAAACUGGACCUGAGUUAUAACCAGCUGGUGAUGGUUGGCCCCGGUGUGUUCAGGGGCCUCUCCAGGCUGAGACAGCUCUACCUGCACAACAACCGACUGACUCUGGUGCAGCAGGGCAGCCUGGAUAUGCUGCCUGGACUGGAGGUGCUCCAGCUGAGUAACAACAACAUCUCUCAGAUCGACAAUGAUGCUCUGGCGCCUCUCUACAGCCUGGCCAUCCUCGCUCUGGAAGGAAACAACCUGCAUCACCUAAAGUUUAAGACCUUCAUCAGCCUUCAUACAACAGCGACACACAUCCAGCUGUCAGGCAACCCGUGGAGCUGUGACUGCGACCUGCAUCGCGUCUUCAGUAAGAUCCUGCACGUUCGCCACCUUCACAUUGACGACUACCGCAACGUGACGUGCCAGGAUCCACCGCAGCUGGCGGGGGCUUCGCUGGCCUGGGUGGACAGCCAGCUCUGCAUCGCAGAGACCGCCACCGUACUCGUCAUCACUGUCACUGUGCUGGUUACCGUGGUGGCGGCUUUGGUGAUGGCAGAGAGGAACAGGAAGAGGAACAGUGGGAAGAACUGGGACACUGAGUCACAGAAUCAAAGUUAGAGCCGUCUGUCCUGAGAGUCGUCCUCACAAACAGCGAGAGGAUGAGAGCUGACAUAUAUGUCAAAAAGAGCAUACAAAUCUGGGCCCUGUAAAUGUGAAGAGGUUCCUCUUUCUGUUUUAAUAAUUUCAAUAUCAUUCAGUCAACUAAAUACAUCAUCUGUAAUGGUUACUGGGAACAUCAGAAUCAGAAUUAGAUUUGUUACCAAGUAGGUUUUCAUUCAGUGUGUUUCCAUGACGACAGAGGAAAUGGA
This is a messenger RNA of Epinephelus lanceolatus (giant grouper), 1522 nucleotides long. RefSeq lists its product as uncharacterized. Gene Ontology annotation, cellular component: plasma membrane. The record is from RefSeq and is a predicted model, not a curated record. Gene Ontology annotation, molecular function: protein binding. NCBI's taxonomy places the organism in Eukaryota, Metazoa, Chordata, Actinopteri, Perciformes, Serranidae.